Messenger RNA from Saccostrea cuccullata (small rock oyster), 910 nucleotides. RefSeq lists its product as uncharacterized. NCBI's taxonomy places the organism in Eukaryota, Metazoa, Mollusca, Bivalvia, Ostreida, Ostreidae. The record is from RefSeq and is a predicted model, not a curated record. Bases 191 to 871 code for a protein of 226 amino acids. The transcript has 8 exons.
UAUUAAUUUAGUUUGAAAUACUGAUGCUCCUAAUAGGGUAUUAACAAAAUUUGAUUUGUGUUUCCAUUUUUUCAUUGAUGUUCCUAUGAUGGUAUAUGGCCGUGUCUUAUCGUAAGAUAAGUUUAUAUGACGUACCUUAUCUCACUCUGUGUAAAUACUUAUACAGAAUUUGGUCACCAGCAGCACAACCAUGAAGACAGUGGUAUAUUUUUUUGCCUUAUCUAUAUCCGUGGCGUUUUGUGACAUCAAUAAGCGUGAUUUACUGGAAAUCCUUGGGAUUAUUCAUAAAGACCCAGGUUUCCAUACACUUCCGAUGGAUACUCAGCUCACUAUAGUUGAAUUGGUUGCAGCAGCUGAAAACAGUGUCCUUGUACAAUAUGUAGAUGACAAAGGAUUUCUAAACGUUCUGAAGGCUUUGAGUGUUGGAACAUCAAUUCAACAGAAAAGCCUCGAAACAUAUCUUUUAACGCACAUGAAUAUGGAGUACAGUAAGACAACAACAAAAUCAACGACAACCACAACAACGACGACAACAACGACGACAACUACUCCUAAACCACAGGUCGUAGGAGUAGGCAGUGGCCCUCUUGGUAAAAGAGACACUGAUAACUACCUCCAACACUCCAUAGUAAAUAGCCCAGCCUUCCAGCACCUGACAGAAGACAAGCAACAGAUUAUCCAUAGAUUGUUGGAUUCUGUCAGUAAUCAUGAUCUUACACAAACUAUAUUCCUACAACAGGGCAUAGACUUCAUCCAUGCAUUAAGGCUACCAGCUGACCUUGCUCAUAAACUUACUUUACUCAUUACGCAUGAAAUGAUGCUUGAAGGACAUGGCACGAAAUAUGCACAAAAGGACGACGACGAUAAGUAAAGAUAUAGCUGUGAAUCAUUAUUAAAAUUGUAUAAAUUA